Etheostoma spectabile (orangethroat darter) is the source of this 460-nucleotide messenger RNA. Its product is annotated as lymphocyte antigen 6H-like. The record is from RefSeq and is a predicted model, not a curated record. The transcript is spliced from 3 exons. NCBI's taxonomy places the organism in Eukaryota, Metazoa, Chordata, Actinopteri, Perciformes, Percidae. The coding region runs from base 71 to 436 and encodes 121 amino acids.
AGCGUAGCCGUGCUGUGAAGGUGUAGUAUCUCCAUCAGGAAAACUCCUCUUCAGUACUUACCUGUUCAUCAUGAUGAAGCUGAUCCUUUCUCUGACUCUCAUCUGGGCGCUCUCCAGCACGGCGAGAGCACUUCAGUGUCAAACUUGUACAACUCAGCAGUGUUCAACCACAGCACCAGUAACAUGUCCCUCAGAGAUGUCUUGUAUAACAGCUUCCAUUCAAGCCAUUUCAUCUGGAACUCCAGUACAGCAAAUCUACAAGGCGUGUGCAUCGUCCUCCCUUUGUCCAGCCCCAGGCACGCAGACAUUUUCAGUCAACUUGGGUGCUACGAGUGCAGUUGCAUCUGCUCAGUGCUGCAACACAGACAACUGCAACGCAGCAACUCUGCCUUGUAAGUACAGAGGGACACGUUGCUCAUUUACAGUGCUCAUGUAAUGCUCUUUGGCAUUUUCCAUUUCC